GAACCUUGUCCUAGUUUCGUAAAUGUUCAAAGUUGAUCGUUAUUUAUAAUUUUUGUUCAAAUUUUAAUUAUUGUAGAGCACAGAAACAAUCUGUAAGACCAUUUUGUUAUACUUAUAAAAAUUUCUGACAAUUCGAACGUUAACUUCGAAAAUGUUACGAAUUGCAAAUUACAUUACUCUAAAACCCAAAAAUUUUGUCAAAAUCUUUGAUUCGAAUAUCAGAUGUUUAGCAACACAGGCUGCUGUAAAAAAUACAGUAGAAGAAAAAAUUAAAAAAAGUGCAGCUCCAAAGGAAACUCAGUCCUUUGUUAUGAAUCUUUUCCGUGGACAAUUGCAAACCAGUCAAGUAUUUCCUUUUCCAGAAGUUUUAAAUGAAGAUCAAAUUGAUACAUUAAAAUUGAUGAUUGAUCCUAUGGAAAAAUUCUUUGAGGAAGUAAAUGAUCCAAUGAAAAAUGAUGAUAAUGCGUCAAUAGAUGAAAAAACUAUGGCAACUAUGUGGGAACUUGGAGUAUUUGGUCUUCAAGUUCCACAACAAUAUGGUGGAAUGGGAUUAAGUAAUACCCAGUAUGGUAGAUGUGUUGAAAUUUGUGGAUAUCAUGAUUUAGGUAUUGGUAUCACUUUAGGUGCACAUCAAAGUAUAGGAUUUAAGGGUAUACUUUUAUUUGGUACACCAGAACAAAAAGAGAAAUAUCUUCCAAGAGUUUGCAGUGGAGAUUGUGCAGCAUUUUGUCUUACAGAACCAAGUUGUGGUUCAGAUGCAAGUUCAAUUCGUUCUCGUGCAGUCAAAUCAAUAGAUGGAUCACAUUAUGUUUUAAAUGGUAGUAAAAUUUGGAUAUCAAAUGGUGGUUUAGCAGAAAUCAUGACAGUUUUUGCACAAGUCCCUACAAAAGAUCUAGCAACAGGUGAAACAAAGGACAAGGUUACUGCAUUUAUUGUAGAGAGAUCUUUUGGUGGUGUAACAAGUGGGCCACCAGAAAAAAAAAUGGGUAUUAAGUGCAGUAAUACAACAGAAAUAUAUUUUGAAGAUGUUAAAAUACCAGCAGAAAAUGUUUUACAUACAGAGGGACAAGGUUUCAAGGUUGCAAUGAGUAUUUUAAAUAAUGGCCGAUUUGGUAUGGCAGCUGCUCUUUCUGGUAGUAUGCGUUAUUGUAUCAAAAAAGCGGUUGAACAUGCAAUACAACGUGUACAGUUUGGUCGUACGAUAGAUAAUUAUGGAAGUAUUCAAGAAAAAUUAGGUCGUAUGGCAAUGUUACAAUAUGUAACAGAAACCCUUGCAUAUACAAUUUCUGGUAAUAUGGAUAAUGGAAGUCAAGAUUACCAUUUGGAAGCUGCAAUUUCCAAAUGUUUUGCGUCAGAAUCUGCAUGGUGGGUCUGUGACGAAGCUAUUCAAAUUCUAGGCGGAAUGGGAUAUAUGAAAGAAGCAAACCUUGAACGAGUUAUGCGAGAUUUACGUAUCUUUAGGAUUUUUGAAGGAACUAACGAUAUUCUCCGUCUCUUUGUCGCACUCACUGGAAUUCAGUAUGCAGGAAGUCAUUUAAAAGAAUUACAAAGAGCAUUUAAAAAUCCUACUGCUAAUUUAGGAUUGAUCUUUGAGGAAGCAACAAAAAGAGCAACGCGAGCAAUUGGACUAGCAUCAACGCCUAAUUUUACUCACUUAGUUCAUCCUAGUUUACAAGAAAGCGCAACAUUUUGUGCCAAGGGCCUAGAAGCUUUUGGUCAGGCUAUAGAGUCCGCCCUAAUCAGAUAUGGACGAGACAUUGUGGAUCAGCAAUUUGUUCUUAAUAGAAUAGCUCAAGCAGCAUUUGACUUGUAUACUAUGUCUGUUGUAAUAAGCAGGUCAACUACAUCUGCAAACAAAAACCUUCCAAGUACGGAACACGAACUUCUUAUGACUCAAACUUGGUGUUCUGAAGUAACCAGCCGUGUGAGUUAUAACUUAAAAUCAGUUUCUUCUGAUAAACACUUAAAUGUGUUUAAUAACUUAAGCAAAAUUUCAAGAAAUGUGUGCGGCGUUGGUGGAUGUGUUCAGUUAAACCCACUCGGUUUUUAA
Messenger RNA from Habropoda laboriosa, 2050 nucleotides. It is a transcript of the gene Acadvl, whose product is annotated as very long-chain specific acyl-CoA dehydrogenase, mitochondrial. The transcript has 8 exons. NCBI's taxonomy places the organism in Eukaryota, Metazoa, Arthropoda, Insecta, Hymenoptera, Apidae. Gene Ontology annotation, molecular function: flavin adenine dinucleotide binding; fatty-acyl-CoA binding; very-long-chain fatty acyl-CoA dehydrogenase activity. The record is from RefSeq and is a predicted model, not a curated record. Bases 152 to 2050 code for a protein of 632 amino acids.